This is a messenger RNA of Cornus florida, 2798 nucleotides long. Its product is annotated as LEAF RUST 10 DISEASE-RESISTANCE LOCUS RECEPTOR-LIKE PROTEIN KINASE-like 1.4. Gene Ontology annotation, biological process: protein phosphorylation. Bases 413 to 2536 code for a protein of 707 amino acids. The transcript is spliced from 4 exons. The record is from RefSeq and is a predicted model, not a curated record. Lineage: Eukaryota; Viridiplantae; Streptophyta; Magnoliopsida; Cornales; Cornaceae. Gene Ontology annotation, molecular function: protein kinase activity; ATP binding; polysaccharide binding.
AGAGAGACGAGAGAGGGGCAAUUUUGGAAUUAAGGAGGGAAUUUAUGACACGUGACUGUCACAUGGGCUUUUUAACGGCUAUAUCUGACGGCACACUCACGGAAGGGGCAAUUUGCACCAAUUUUUCAAAAUAAACGUUAUAUGCAUAUUUUGUAAUAAAAGGGUGUUAUAUGCAGAAUAAAUAAUUAGGGUGUUUUUUUGGCAGUUUACAUAAAUAUAUAUAUAUAUGUUUGUGGGUGGCAAAUUGGAAUGGCACGAAAACAGACCCCACAACAGUCUCGAGUCAACGAAAGCAGCCAGCCAGCCAGGCUUCGUCCCAGGUAAUUCAACGUUCAAAAUUCCAACCACUCUCACACUGCUUCAAAUCCUCUCUCUGUCCUACGCACCAUGACUCUCUCACUCCUCCACCCAAAUGACGCUCUCUCACUCCUCCACUUCUCUUUUCUCCUUCUCUACGAUCGUCGCCGCCGUCCUCGUCGUCUUCUCCGGUUACCUCACGCCGUCGUUUUGCAAUGACGUCACCUACUCCGAUUGUGACCCUACCUUCACCUGCGGUUCGAUCAGCAACAUUACCUAUCCAUUCACCGGCGGCGACCGACCCGACUCUUGCGGCCCACCUGGGUUCCGACUCACAUGCCGGGACAACCACACCGAGUUCACCACCAACUCGGUGACUUACCGAGUUCUUCAGAUAAACCAAACUGAAAAAACCAUAACCCUUGCCAGGUUAGACCUAUGGAACAACACUUGUCCCCCAAAAUUCAUUAACUCCACUCUCGAUUCUACUAUUUUCGACACCAAUUUGAGAAAUGAGGAUCUUACGCUGUUCUAUGGUUGUUCUCCUCCGACUAUAAGCGUUGAAGCUCACAAUCUGUUUAAUUGCAGUGUGAGUGGAUUAAUUUCUAGUGUUGCUAUUUACUUGAUUGGUCCGGUUCCAAGUGAUCCGAUAGUCCAGUUCAUUAGUUGCAAUGUUAGCAUCACGGUUCCAGUACUCAGGGAGGCCGGUGAGAGGCUCAUCGGCAAUCGGUCCACUUUGACUCUGAGGGAUGUUUUGAUGGAAGGUUUUAGCGUGAAUUAUAGUGACCCAUAUGAUAAUCAGUGCUCGGAAUGUACCCGACUUGGUGGGCGAUGCACAUUUGAUUCGAAUUCGGAACAACCUGUUUGUAUGUGCAGUAAUGGACAGUGCCCUGUAAAUAAAUCUCCUCCUAGUCCUAGUCUAAGAGCAGGGAGCAGUGGCAAGAAAAGUGAAAAUGUGACACUUCCAAUAGGCCUCGCCAUUGGAGGUACAGUCUUUAUUUGCGUUGGCCUAGUAUGGUUUUUCUUAUCCUGGAGACAAAAGAAAAAACAACGGCUUGCUGCAGCAUCUUUGCAAACUAAAAGCAAAGACCUUGAGGCUCCUCCUUCAAGUAAAGGCCUUACUACCACUCCUUCAACUAAUUUCUCCCAAAGCAUUCCUUCUUAUCCCUCCUCAAAGUCCGAUCUUGAAAAUGCAAGCACCUACUUUGGAGCUCAGGUCUUCACCUAUGCUGAACUCGAAGAAGCCACUGAAAAUUUUGAUGCUUCUAGAGAACUUGGAGAUGGUGGCUUUGGCACUGUGUACUAUGGCAAGCUCAAAGAUGGUCGCAUAGUUGCAGUUAAGCGUCUAUACGAGAACAAUUUCAAGCGUGUGGAGCAAUUUGUGAAUGAAGUUCGGAUCCUGACUACUUUACGGCAUGAGAACCUUGUGACACUACAUGGAUGCACAUCAAAACGAAGCCGAGAACUCCUCCUUGUUUAUGAGUAUAUCUCUAACGGAACGGUGGCCGAUCAUCUACAUGGAAAACGAUCAAAUUCUGGUUUGCUUUCUUGGCCUGUCCGAUUGAACAUUGCCAUAGAAACAGCUGAGGCUCUGGCUUACCUUCAUGCAUCGGAUGUCAUUCAUCGCGAUGUUAAAACCAACAACAUUCUCCUGGAGAAUGAUUUCCACGUAAAAGUGGCUGACUUUGGUCUGUCUCGCUUGUUUCCCAAUGAUGUAACCCAUGUGUCGACUGCUCCACAAGGGACGCCUGGCUACGUUGAUCCUGAGUACUACCAGUGCUAUCAACUAACCGAGAAGAGUGAUGUUUAUAGCUUUGGGGUUGUCUUGGUUGAGCUCAUCUCAUCAAAACAAGCCGUGGACACUAACAGGCAUCGGCAUGACAUUAAUUUGGCUAACAUGGCUGUCAACAAAAUCCAAAAUCAUACAUUGCAUGAGUUGGUCGAUCCAAGCAUUGGGUUUGAAACAGAUAGCACUGUGAGGAGGAUGGCUACAUUGGUGGCACAGUUAGCUUUCCGUUGUCUGCAACAGGAGAAGGACAUGAGGCCUUCAAUGGGAGAAGUGCUGGAGGCUUUGAAAGGAAUCAAGAAUGAAGAGUACAAUGCAGAGAAAGCAGAGAUAGUGGACAUUGUGGACAUUAUGGAGGAUGAUGUUGGGCUUCUGAAGGCUAACCCUCCCCCAUUUUCGCCGGAUUCACAUAAAUGGGUUAGCAGCUCUACUACACCUAAUUCUAGUGGUUGAAAUAUCCUUUUCAUUUUGCUUCAAGUAUUAAAAGUAGGUGAUAAUAGUAUUGUUAACACUCGUGAACUGAUGUUAAUGAGUGGGUUAGAAUUUCAUUUUCUUUGAUCUACUACCUCGCUUUGUUUUGUUGUUCAUAGAAAGAUAAAACUUGAGACAACGUCUAUAGAAGUGAGUUUGAGGAGGAAUGUAUAUAGUAAAUAUAGCUGUCAAGAACCUAAUAAUGUUUCAUAUUUUGGAUUUACAUAUACAUUGUCAUUUUGUA